UUCCUAUUGGAAAUUGGCCCAAUCCUGCUGCUUGCUGGUCUCUCUGCCAGUGUGACCAGCGUAUAAUUCUCCUUUCCCCUUCUUUCCCUCCGCUUGCUGGAAUCAAAACAAAAGCCGUGCUCAGCCUUUUUGACAGCUGGCAACCCGAAGGCAGCGCUUCCCGAAACGAAAGACAGGUUGUUUGUUGGCAUAUCUCCCCGCUCCGUUCCGAUCCCUUUGGGUCCCAGACCACCACCAACAGUCGGAGUGCAUUUUGACGUCUGCCUGCGAGGAAGACAGCAACCCGUGGACGUCGUCGUCGUCGUUGUCGCUGAGGGUCCACAGCAACCAAUCCCCACCACCCGACCAGCGGGAGUUCCGUCGUCACAUCAUCAUCGCCAUCGUCCGUAAUUUCGGGUGCUUGUGUUUCCGCGUACGUAAGGCUCCACUGGUCCAGCACGAUACGGGCAGUGAUCGAACAAAAAAAAAAAAAAAAACUCACCCACCCCGCGCUCCGCAACCAACCAAAACAAAACGUCCGCGGAAUGAACCACACUGGGAGCCCGAAUCGCAGCAACCAUACGCGGGCACCAUAUUCGUACAGCCGCCAGGGCAGCCAGCAGCAGCCCACCGUUCGAGCCAGUGUUGACGCGGCGUGUUAGUUUUUCGGCUGGCCAGCAGCAGCAACAGGAGUGCGCGGAAGAGAGGAGACAGACACCCCCAUCAUCAUUAGCAGCCAGACAACGGUGCGUGCGUUUGUGCACGGAACGGUAUCGCUUUAUCCUAUCCCCUGGCACAGGGAAUUCCCCCGGAAACCGUAACAGUCCGCUGUAACGCACAACUUUUGGUAUUGAGCCGUCUACGACGGCCGGGAAAACAAGUAGAGCCGGGAGAAAACACAGGCACCCAACAACGGUUGGCAUGCAACGCGCGUGAACCAGGCGGAAGAAGCGGUAGCAGCACGGACGGACGGUUUUUCUUUUGCAAAAGCCAACAUACUUCCUUGAUGUGUUUUGGAGCGCCCAUCGUAACGUUCCUACCAGUGCCAAAGCAACAAGCAGCAGCAGUAGCAGCAGCAGCAGGAGCAGCAGCAGGAGCAGCGUACGCACGUGUACGCAUCCGCCGACCCGCCGGGGUUGGCCCACCGGAAGCAGCAGCAGCCUCACCGACCAGCCGCGUAUGAUGCCCUGCCCGGGGUUGAAGGUGUCGCACGUGAUAUUUGUGAUCGUCAUCGUGAUAACGAUAGUGUUCUACUCGUCGCUCAAUGGCCGCCAGUUCAUACUCGAGCAGCGCCGGUACGCGAACCACCGGAAGAACGACCCGAGCGCGCUGGUCGCGUCCAACCGGACCGUACCGGGGGCGGCGGCGGCGGCGGCGGCAGCACCACCCGACAAGGCGCUGCUAGUGCCGGCGGGGCCACCGGUCGAGCCGGGCACGGUGCGCCAGAAGUGCAACGUGUUCCAGAUGGUGGUGCAGCGGUGCGGGUUUGACGUGCUGCAGAAAUCGGUCGAGCGGACGCAGCAGCAGGCGGUGGACCGGAACCAAACUCAGCUGCUUCUCGCACAGCAGCGGGAGAAGGAGCAGCAGGAGCAGGAAACCGGCCCGGAGCACGUGGACAACAUCCAGCGAAUACCGAACCCGUCCGCGGUGAAGAGCGCUGCCGCGGCCGGGUCUUCGUCCUCCUCUUCCUCCUCCUCCUCCUCCUCCUCCUCCUCCUCCUCCUCGUCAUCCUCGUUGCCGCCGGCGCCCCAGCCGACAGCGCUGGAGGCGGAGGGCGAGCGGGUGAUCAAAACGCGCGACCUGUACCACUCCGGCCACCUGCCGGAUGCGGCCUGCGUCGCCAACCUGUGCCCGCGCAAUGGCACGGACGUGACGCUGCUGAUCGUCGUCACGUCCGCACCGACCCACCGGGAGCAGCGGCUCGCGAUCCGGCAGGCCUGGGGCCACUACGGCAGCCGGCGCGACAUCUCGAUCGGGUUCAUCGUGGGGCAGACGAACGAUGCCCGGACCGAGGAUCAGCUCGCGGCGGAAAGCUACAUGUACAGCGAUCUGAUACGGGGGUACUUCAUCGACAGCUACAGCAACCUGACGCUCAAGACGAUCUCGAUGCUGGAGUGGGCGAAGCUGCACUGCCCGAGCGCCUCCUUUCUGCUCAAGACGGACGACGACAUGUUUAUCAACGUGCCGAAGCUGCUGCAGUUCAUGGAGGCGCACGGCAACCAGCGCCGGACGAUCUUCGGCCGGCUGGCGAAGAAGUGGAAACCGAUCCGGAACAAGAAGUCCAAGUACUACGUCAGCCCGGAACAGUACUAUCCGCCCGUGUUUCCCUCGUUUACCACUGGGCCAGCCUACCUGCUGACGGCCGACAUCGUCGGCGAGAUGUUCGACAAGUCGCUCAGCCAAACGUACCUCAAGCUGGAGGACGUCUACAUGACAGGGAUAGUGGCGCAGCUGCUCAACAUACACCGGAUCAACGUGAAGGAGUUCCUCAACCGGCGGAUAGCGUUCAACCAGUGCAACAUCAAGAAGGCGAUCAGCAUCCACAUGGUGAAGAACAACGAGCAGCUCGACCUGUGGAAGAAGCAGGUCGACACGAGCGUCGCCUGCACGUAGAAGACAUGUUUUGCCUUUUUGUUGACCCCCCCCCCACCCCUCCCAACAUCCUCCAGGUUUAUCCGUUUUACAGGGUUUCGAAUCAUGUAAGCGAAUAGUUCAUUCACUCAUGGGGAAUGUUACAUAUCGGUAGGAGAAUGUCACUAGCAUGCUGUGGAAGUUUGCAAUCAUACAGGGGAUGUUGAUGUGGCAUUCAGCUGUACACAUGUUAAACUAACUAAAUCCUGCUGCGGAGCCAUACAGGGUUUCCCACGAUUUGUUGGUUGGUUACCAUCAAUUUUUGGUGGGUUCCUAUUUUUUUAUGGUGCGUUUCCACAAUUUUUUUGUCCAUUCCCAGAAUUUUGUGGUCCAAUUGUUUUGAUAUCCAAUUAGAAAAUACCAAUAAAUUAUGGGAAUGAACCAAAACUCUAUGGGAUACGAUCAAAAAAUCGUGGGAACGUACCAACAAAUCAUGGGAACUGACCAAUAAAUCGUGGGAAACCCUGUAAUUAAACAUGAUAAAUUUGUAAAAAAUUAACAAAAAUAUUUUGGGGUUUUUCAGCGGUACCUACAGUCCUAUGCAAAAUUGCAAAAUUCCACUAAUCGAUUGCAACAUUCCCCUGUAUAGUUGCAAACUUCCACGGCUUGCAUGCAACAUUCCGCUACCGAUUUGCAACAUUCCCCAUAAGUGAUUGAAGUAUUCCCUUACAUGAUUCGAAACCCUGUAAGCGAAAGUAACUGCUUCCGGUCUUUUGAGUUUGAGGCUACCCGCUUCACCAUUAAAAAAAGCCCCUUCCCUUCCUUCCCAUCCACCACCUAUCCUUCCUUCCAUUGGGACACAGAACAAAACCCCAUAUACAUACAUUAAAAAAAGACAUCACACACUACUAUCGUUCCAUUAAAACAACUUAGAGAAAGAGAAAAAGAAGGAAAAGCGAGAAGGAGAGAGAAGAAGAGAGAGAGAGAGACCGAGAGACCGAGAGACCGAGAGAUAGGGAGAAGAAGACGAUGAGCCGAAGAGCAAAACCCGUUUAGGCAAGAUAAUAAAUUCGAAAUCUCUUGUAAUGUUAUUUCAUAACGAACAAACGAAACAAGCAAAGAAAACUAUCCAUUUCUCGUUUUUAGCAAUACUCAUGUUUUUGUUAUGUACUAAAAAAUUACACAUUUUUGCUUCACAAGCAAUUAAAACAAAAUGGACACAAGCGGAAAAAGGAAAACAUAAAAUCGAACCAGCAAAGCGUACGCGAGCAUAUAUGCCUUUUAAAAGAAAAAAAAAACAAAACAAAUUUGUGAAUUUGUUACAUUCCGUCGCUUUAAAGUGUGUGCGUGUGUGCGCUCGUGUGUGUGUGUGUGUGAGUGUGUCUUUAAAACCGUAAUAUACCACGUGCUAGAGACAAAAUGUCCCCCUCCCCGCAAUGAAAAGCUUGUGAAAAUGUAUAGCAAACUACCGUAUGUGUGUGUGAGUGUGAGUGUGUGUGUGCGUAUUUUUCCCUUUGAGCGCCAAAAAAACAGAGGAGUAGGUGUGUGAGUUUUCAUUCUUUUUUUUUUUUUUAAUUUUGGGUCGUUGUUGUUGGCGUGUGUGCGUGUGCAUGACGCGUUUGCUCUAUGUUUAAGUAAGGAAAUUGGUGCUGCGCGUAACGGCGAGGGAACCGGGACGGUCGGGACGGGGAUGGCAAUUCGAUAGAGGCUGGACGGGGGUAGAUUUUAAGCUCCCUUUCGCGGUUCGUCUUUUUUUCCGUUUGCUUUAAAUUUACAAUUUAAAAUCUUUUUCUCGCAUGCCCCGCUCCCUCCAAACCCCACAAAUGGGCAAGAGUUGGUGUAAGGGGAGGGAGCCUAUAUUUGAACAAAAAAAAAACGUUAAAAAAAUCCAUAAUAUAUUUAUAUACAUGUACAUGUAAAAGCCCAAUAUUUCUAGCGAUGUAUCUCAUGUAUCACUCCACUACCGCAUUCAAUAGUUAGAGACAGAGAGAGAGAGAGUGAAAGAGAGAGAGAGAGAGAGGGAGAGAGAGAGAGAGAGAGAGAGAGAGAGAAGAGAGAAGAGAAGCGAAAGCGAUGUAAGAGCAAUAGCGAGGACGCCUGAAUUGAGCGGAAAUGCAGGCCGAAUUGGAAGAAUUGUAUAGAGGACAACCCCCAUUUUAUAAACAUAAUAUUACAUAGCAAUUCACGUAACGCUUUAAGCCUGUACAUAGAUAAGUUUCGCAUUCGCAACGGGGUGGGAAUUAAGAAAAAAAAACACGUGCCGCCGACGUUUUGGCGGGAAAACAGCCAACCACGUGCGCGACGACUAGCAAGUAACCAACGUGUUACAUCGUACUGUGGCAUUGGGUGGGUGUGUGUGUUUAUCCUUUUUAUACUUUUUUUUUAACAAAUAUUUUAUUUUCUCUUUUUCGCUAUCUCCCUCUCUCUCUAUCUCGUUAUUUAUAUUAUGGCUGUACGGCAAAUAUGCUCCAAUAUUACCAGCACGUGCGCGUGUGUUUGAGGUUUGUUUAAUAUAUUUUUUUAACCAUUCUGUGCGUUAAAUAAAAGUUAGUUUCCGCCGCCGGCCCACCACCUCCAUCCUCCUUCCUCCUCUCCUUCUCCCAUCGUCCCCUGCAAACCUCCCUUUCAAAACCUCAACCGGGUCCGGCGGCUAGGUCCUUGAACGUA
This is a messenger RNA of Anopheles arabiensis, 5217 nucleotides long. Its product is annotated as beta-1,3-galactosyltransferase 5-like. NCBI's taxonomy places the organism in Eukaryota, Metazoa, Arthropoda, Insecta, Diptera, Culicidae. Gene Ontology annotation, cellular component: membrane. The coding region runs from base 1159 to 2592 and encodes 477 amino acids. The record is from RefSeq and is a predicted model, not a curated record. Gene Ontology annotation, molecular function: hexosyltransferase activity. The transcript has 4 exons.